AGUGCGGGGUCUGUGGAUCAUUGGGAGAUGCAGCUGCCUUGGUUGCAGUUGCUCAAACGCAGCCGCCUACUUGCCCGCUUCUCUGCCUUAGUCCCGGGGUUUCGGGAGGCACUGGAGUCCAGCCAUGCAGCCGGGAGCAGCGCUGCAGGCCGUGUUGCUGGCGGUGCUGCUGGCCAAACCAAGGGAUUCGAAGGGUCGCCUGCUGAGCGCCUCGGACUUGGACCCUAGAGGAGGGCAGCUGGUCUGCCGGGGAGGUACACGGAGGCCUUGCUAUAAAGUCAUGUAUUUCCAUGAUGCCUUUCAAAGACUGAACUUUGAGGAAGCCAAAGAAGCCUGCAUGGAGGAUGGGGGACAGCUAGUCAGCAUCGAAACAGAGGAUGAGCAGAGGUUGAUAGAAAAGUUCAUUGAAAACCUCCUGGCAUCUGAUGGUGAUUUCUGGAUUGGCCUCAAGAGGUUGGAGGAGAGACAGAACAACAACACAGCCUGCCAGGACCUUUAUGCUUGGACAGAUGGAAGCACAUCACAAUUUAGGAACUGGUAUGUGGAUGAGCCUUCCUGUGGCAGCGAGGUCUGCGUGGUCAUGUACCAUCAGCCAUCAGCACCGCCCGGCAUCGGGGGCUCAUACAUGUUCCAGUGGAAUGAUGACCGGUGCAACAUGAAGAAUAAUUUCAUUUGCAAGUACUCUGCCGAUAAACCAAGUGCAACACCCUUUAUUAGGCCUGGAGGUGAAGCAACUGAGCCAGCAACACCCAUACUUCAAGAAGAAUCACUGACGGAAGACACCAAAAAAACAUUUAAGGAAAGCAGAGAGGCUGCUUUGAAUCUUGCCUACAUCCUAAUUCCCAGUAUUCCCCUUUUCCUCCUACUUGUGGUCACUUCAGCUGUAUGUUGGGUUUGGAUCUGUAGAAGAAAACGAGAGCAGCCAGAGCCUAGCACAAAGGAGCGGCGCACCAUGUGGCCCUCUCCUCACCAAGAAAACAGCCCUGACCUAGACGUUUACAACGUCAUCAGGAAACAAAGUGAAGCUGAUUUAGCCGAGCCCCGGCCAGACCUGAAGAACAUCUCCUUCCGGGUGUGUUCCAGGGAAGCCAUGCCCGAUGACGUGUCUUGUGACUAUGAAAACAUGGCUGUGAACCCUUCGGAAAGUGGGUUUGUGACUUUGGCAAGUAUGGAGAGUGGAUUUGUAACCAAUGACAUCUAUGAAUUCUCCCCCGACAGAAUGGGGAGAAGCAAGGAGAGUGGAUGGGUAGAAAAUGAAAUAUAUUAUUAAGACAUAUGAAAAAAAUGGCGAGAAUGAAAAAGGAGAAGCAAAGGCCUCUGAUUUCUUACAAGGACAGUACUCAGAAAGCUUAUGAAAAUGCUCAGCUCAGUCUUAGGGGCAAGCGCAGCAUCACAAGUCCCUACUGGGUCCCCAAGUUCUGGCUUUACUGAGCCUCAUCCAGCUCAGCCCUGUGAGAAGGCACCUUGCCCAGUGGCUGUUGCACAGGAGACUCUCAAUGGUGGUCAGCCAGAAGCUUCUGACUGAUGCUGGAGGGCUGGUGCUUUUACUAAUCAGGAUAAAAGAGUAACCAGGGAGCUCGGAAAGCCGGCCUCUGGGCUCUGUUUUCCUUGCUCUAUACAGCAGCACAGGCAAUCACAAAAACACAAACUGUGGAAUCUUCUCAAAGCCUCUGUACAGACACCCCAGGCUGGCCUGCACAUCAACAAUUAACUUCCAACCCUGCACCCCACCCCACCCCAGCCCUGAAAAAGUCCAAUAAAAAGCAGGAAGCAGAAUGUUAGUCAGCCUGUGUCUACAGCCCUCCCUCUGUAUGUGGCCUCAGGGGAACUCUUUUUUUUUUUUUUUUUUUUUUUUUUUUUUUUUUCAUUCUCCUGACAUCUAAACUUGGAAAAAUCCAACUUGGAAAUACUUUAGAAAGUAAAACUGAGCUCUGUGUUUGCUUCAGGGCUUCUUGUUCUCUGGGAUCAGACAGUAUGUGCUGUUCAGGGGAUGGGUGGCAGUGGCAUGAGAAAAUGACUGUGUGCAAGGCUGGUGAAGGGUAGACAUUCUAAGGAUAAGGAGAGGCAGGCUUUUCACUAUCAGACAAGGCAGGCACAGGCACCAGAAGGGAGGAAAUUGGAGUAAGCCCUAUUAUGUGCAAUGGAAAUAGUGACAGUGCUGACACUCUGUCUGUCUUUAUGUAUGAAUAGUGUAUGUAUAUGUAUAUGUAUAUGUAUAUGUAUAUGUAUAUGUAUAUGUAUAUGUGUUUUCUCCCUAAAUAAGCCAGUACUCCAUGAAAUUGGGUGAUUCAAGGAGAGAAGCAAAAGAAAUGAGUUACUUGAGUAAUGAAGAGGAAAUAAUGGGUACCUAAACAUAGGUAGAAUUAACAGCUUUAUUGUUCUCUAGGAACAAUGGGGCCCUUGCAUCACAAUGACCUAUAAUGAAUUUAUGAAUAAAUAUAAGAAAGAGGCUUAAGGGUAGCAAACACAAAGUCAUGAUAAAAAUAUUAUAUUUAUUGCCUUGGUUGUACAUAUUGUAUAUCUGUACUCUUAAGUGACACUAUUGUUAAAACUUAUAUUUAAAGAGAUUGGGAAUGAGAGUGGUCAUUUGUGAAACUUUACACCACCACCAAGCAAGAACGAUUGGGAAUCAGCAAAUCACAUGAACCAACUCAUAAUGGCCCACCUUUGGUAAUGCAGAAUAAUUUAAAUAUUAAAUCAUCAAAAGUAAAAGCGACAAAGAGAAUGUGACUCAUUAGAUAAAACAGAAAAACAUGGGCAUAUGCUGAUACAAAGUAAGUGAAUAAAUUAAACCUUUGAUGUAGAAUGAGAUAUUUACAUGAUUCCAGGUAAAGAUCAUUAAUAACAAAAGUGACCCAACAGGCAAACACCACCUAAGUCAACUGAUCAAUGUGAAUACUGUGGGUGACAGAGUGUACUGAGAUUGUAGACCUCACACUGUGGUGUGGUGAGAGGGUCAUGGCAUCACAUCUGUGCUGUCUCAGUCAAAGUGUACAAGCUGAUCAUAAGGAAGCCUUACACAACAACUUGAUGGACAAUCUACAAAGUAACUUGACAGCAAACCUGGACUCUUGAUGAUAAGGACAGUGGAAGCAAGACAGGGACAGCUGCAGUCGGAGGACAGAAAGAGGUGAUGACUGCAAGCGUGACCUGAUCCUGAAAUGGACCCCUCUUUUCCUAUAAAGGAAAAUAUAGAAACAAACGUGGAUGAGGUCUAAAGAUGAAAUGAUAAAAUGUGCAGUGCUAAUUUCCUGACUUUAAUGUUGCAUUGAAGAUAUGUUCUCAUGACACUGGAACUGUCUUCAUAGAAAACACCGGUAAAGUAAUGAAGGACAAUGGACCCUCAUGUUGACUGCUUUCCCUCUUGUGAUUUGGGGACAGGGAUGCUCUUUGCACUGUACCUGCAAUUUUUCCUCUGUUAAAAGUUAUUUAAGGAAAACCAUUUACAAACAUCAUUUCUAUAACUAUUGAUCACAUGACUUACACUAUGCCACCCAUGCAUCUGAAGUCAAUACACAGGAGAUGGCUGACAGCAUCUAACAGUCUUUGAAUCAAGACAAAAAUAAAUGAAUUUCUGAUAGAACCAUCAUCAUCAGUACCUAGCCCCAGGUUCUGGCCCAUCUCUGAGAUUUUUGCCUUGCCCUUACAGGCAGCAGAGAGUUGUGAUGAACCACCCUGCAAAAGCCAAUUCAGAUGUUCCUUUCUUCCAAUAUUCCCCAUCUUUCCCCUUUGGAAAUGCAAAUCAGUUGUGUGAUCUAGAAUAAAUAAACAUUAAGGUGUCUUUCAA
This is a messenger RNA of Mastomys coucha (southern multimammate mouse), 3787 nucleotides long. RefSeq names its product layilin (gene Layn). Lineage: Eukaryota; Metazoa; Chordata; Mammalia; Rodentia; Muridae. The transcript is spliced from 8 exons. The record is from RefSeq and is a predicted model, not a curated record. The coding region runs from base 125 to 1270 and encodes 381 amino acids. Gene Ontology annotation, molecular function: hyaluronic acid binding.